AGGUGGGCGGGGCGGGAGGCGGAAGAGCCGCGGUGCGCAGCUGCGUCAACGGCCCUUCGCAGCGGGCGCGCUGUCAGACCUCAGUCUGGCGGCGUCGUUGCUGGGCGCGCCGCUCUCGGCUGAUCCCUGCUCGGGGGGAUGGUUGCCCGGGCAGGAUCCUUUACGAUCCCUUCUCGGUUUCUCCGUCGUCACAGGGAAUAAAUCUCGCUCGAAACUCACUGGACCGCUCCCAGAAAGGCGAAAAGAUAUUCAAGAGUCCUUCCAUUUUCCUUCCAGUGGGCACCGAGCCCAGCAUUUUCGGCAACCGCUGCUGGCAGUUUUGCCAGGUGUUUGUUACCUUGAAAAAUGGCUACUGGACAGGAUCGAGUGGUUGCUCUCGUGGACAUGGACUGUUUUUUUGUUCAAGUGGAGCAGCGGCAAAAUCCUCAUUUGAGGAAUAAACCUUGUGCAGUUGUACAGUACAAAUCAUGGAAGGGUGGUGGAAUAAUUGCAGUGAGUUAUGAAGCCCGUGCAUUUGGGGUCACUAGAAGUAUGUGGGCAGAUGAUGCUAAGAAGUUAUGUCCAGAUCUUCUACUGGCACAAGUUCGUGAGUCCCGUGGGAAAGCAAACCUCACCAAGUACCGGGAAGCCAGUGUUGAAGUGAUGGAGAUAAUGUCUCGUUUUGCUGUGAUUGAACGUGCCAGCAUUGAUGAGGCUUAUGUAGAUCUGACCAGUGCUGUACAAGAGAGACUACAAAAGCUACAAGGUCAGCCUAUCUCAGCAGACUUGUUGCCAAGCACUUACAUUGAAGGGUUGCCCCAAGGCCCUACAACGGCAGAAGAGAUUGUUCAGAAAGAGGGGAUGCGAAAACAAGGCUUAUUUCAAUGGCUUGAUUCUCUUCAGAUUGAUAACCUCACCUCCCCAGACCUGCAGCUCACCGUGGGAGCAGUGAUUGUGGAGGAAAUGAGAGCAGCCAUAGAGAGGGAGACUGGUUUUCAGUGUUCAGCUGGAAUUUCACACAAUAAGGUCCUGGCAAAACUGGCCUGUGGACUAAACAAGCCCAACCGCCAAACCCUGGUUUCACAUGGGUCAGUCCCACAGCUCUUCAGCGAAAUGCCCAUUCGCAAAAUCCGUAGUCUUGGAGGAAAGCUAGGGGCCUCUGUCAUUGAGAUCCUAGGGAUAGAAUACAUGGGUGAACUGACCCAGUUCACUGAAUCCCAGCUCCAGAGUCAUUUUGGGGAGAAGAAUGGGUCUUGGCUAUAUGCCAUGUGCCGAGGGAUUGAACAUGAUCCAGUUAAACCCAGGCAACUACCCAAAACCAUUGGCUGUAGUAAGAACUUCCCAGGAAAAACAGCUCUUGCUACUCGGGAACAGGUACAAUGGUGGCUGUUGCAAUUAGCCCAGGAACUAGAGGAGAGACUGACUAAAGACCGAAAUGAUAAUGACAGGGUAGCCACCCAGCUGGCUGUGAGCAUUCGUGUACAAGGAGACAAACGCCUCAGCAGCCUGCGCCGCUGCUGUGCCCUUACCCGCUAUGAUGCUCACAAGAUGAGCCAUGAUGCAUUUACUGUCAUCAAGAACUGUAAUACUUCUGGAAUCCAGACAGAAUGGUCUCCUCCUCUCACAAUGCUUUUCCUCUGUGCUACAAAAUUUUCUGCCUCUGCCCCUUCAUCUUGUACAGACAUCACCAGCUUCUUGAGCAGUGACCCAAGUUCUCUGCCAAAGGUGCCAGUUACCAGCUCAGAAGCUAAGACCCAGGGAAGUGGCCCAGCGGUGACAGCCACUAAGAAAGCAACCACGUCUCUGGAAUCAUUCUUCCAAAAAGCUGCAGAAAGGCAGAAAGUUAAAGAAGCUUCGCUUUCAUCUCUUACUGCUCCCACUCAGGCUCCCAUGAGCAAUUCACCAUCCAAGUCCUCAUUACCUUUUCAAACCAGUCACAGUACAGGAACUGAGCCCUUCUUUAGGCAGAAAAGUCUGCUUCUAAAGCAGAAACAAUUUAAUAGUUCUUCAGUUUCUUUCUCCCCACAAAACCCAUGGUCCAACAGUAAAGCAUUACCAAACUCUUUACCAACAGAGUAUCCAGGAUGUGUCCCUGUUUGUGAAGGGGUGUUGAAGCUAGAAGAGUCCUCUAAAGCAACUCCUGCAGACAUGGAUUUUGCCCACAACAGCCAAAGCAUGCAUGCCUCUUCAGCUUCCAAAUCUACACUGGAGGUGACUCAGAAAGCAACCCCAACUCCAAGUUUUCUAGCUGCUGAAGACCAAGUGCCCUGUGAGAAGUGUGGCUCCCUAGUACCGGUAUGGGAUAUGCCAGAACACAUGGACUAUCAUUUUGCAUUGGAGUUGCAGAAAUCCUUUUUGCAGCCCCACUCUUCAAACCCCCAGGUUGUUUCUGCCGUAUCUCAUCAAGGCAAAAGAAAUCCCAAGAGCCCUUUGGCCUGCACUAUUAAACGCUCCAGGCCUGAGGGCAUGCAAACAUUGGAAUCAUUUUUUAAGCCAUUAACACAUUAAUGCUGCCCUCAGGCUUGCCUUUAGGAUUUAGUAUUUUUUAUCUUUACAGAUCUUUAUCUUUAAUAUUUUAUCUUUACAGAUUUCCCUGAGAAGGGGAAUUAUGAAAUUUUUAAUACAAAAAAUAAUCCAUUUA
Symphalangus syndactylus (siamang) is the source of this 2620-nucleotide messenger RNA. It is a transcript of the gene POLH, whose product is annotated as DNA polymerase eta. Gene Ontology annotation, cellular component: site of double-strand break; replication fork; nucleus. The record is from RefSeq and is a predicted model, not a curated record. Gene Ontology annotation, molecular function: DNA-directed DNA polymerase activity; damaged DNA binding. NCBI's taxonomy places the organism in Eukaryota, Metazoa, Chordata, Mammalia, Primates, Hylobatidae. Gene Ontology annotation, biological process: error-prone translesion synthesis; response to radiation.